Molecule: messenger RNA, 8154 nt
Organism: Pararge aegeria (speckled wood butterfly)
Lineage: Eukaryota; Metazoa; Arthropoda; Insecta; Lepidoptera; Nymphalidae
Gene: l(3)80Fj
Product: eIF-2-alpha kinase activator GCN1
Exons: 40
Coding region: 67-8118 (2683 amino acids)
Biological process (GO): regulation of translation; cellular response to amino acid starvation
Cellular component (GO): cytosol
Molecular function (GO): protein kinase regulator activity
Source: RefSeq, a predicted model, not a curated record
UGUGUGUCUAGCAAGACGUGUGCUUUUGCAGGCCGUUCUUUCUGAAAUUCUGAAUGAUUCGGAAAAAUGGCAGAUUCUGAGGUCUUGAAGAUAUUGAAGGAUAUUCCAUUUAAAAUUCAGACCGCAAGUUUGAAAGGAAGACGUGAAGUAAUUGAAGAAAUUCGGAAUGUUUUAUCAACUCCAGGUAUAAGUGAACCAGCAGUACGGUAUGUGUGCAGAGUGUUGUUAUUGACACUAAACCGGUAUCGAGACUCCACUUCUCAGUCCUAUGUGAAAGGCUUACUUGCCUACCUGUCAACACAGCACAAAGAAUGGACUCUGAAGAGCCUGUUGCCUGCACUACUCGAGGUUUCUGAACAACUUAAGAAUAUAGCACCAUCGAAAAACACUAGUCAAACAGGAUUGUAUGCACUGCGCUGGAGCACAGUACUGGUGGAAGGAGCCCUAAAGGACUCUGAGGAUGCACUGGACUAUAACACACUAGUAUUGGCCCAGGCCAAUCUGCUCGCAGUUGUCACUGCUUAUGGGGAUAAGAAGAAAAAUGAAAAGGGAUACUCAUUGUUGCACAAUUUAUGGAGGGCAAUGGGUAGUGAGAGGCUGUCCAAAUGGAUGAAUGUGUUGCUGUCACAACCAUCUGACUCCGGCCCUCAAGUCUGUGUUGGUUUCUCUGCAAUCUGUCGCCAUGUCAAAAAUACUAGUGACGAAGCUCUUAUCGCAGCACAUAAGGCAAAAAUGCUAGAAAGCCUCACAAAAAGUCUGAUCAGUGUCAAAAUCCGUCCCAACUCUAACUUUAUCAGGGCUUGCUCUGAUCUGCUACAUAUUCUGCAAAAGACUGACGUACAAGAAACAUUAUUGCCAGCCCUGCACAAAGCCAUGUUGAGAAGUCCAGAAACCAUCACACAGACUGUUGGUGUGGUGCUUGAGAAUUUGGAUGUUUAUGUGGAUGGUGUAGCCAUUGAUAUUGGCAAGAGUCUGAUUGUGAGCCUGCACUCGCGCGACGCGUGGGUGCGCGCGCAGGCCCCGGCGGCGCUGCGGGCGCUGAGCCGCAGCUGCUCGGAGGCGGGGGCGGCGCGCACGCUGCUGGCGCACGCCUUCGCGCACUACAACGGCGCCGCCGGCAAGCUCACCUCCAGCGAGGACAAGAUCGCCGUGCUGCAUGGUGUGGGCACAUUAAGCGAGCUAGCUGUGUUGCCAGAGGACAGGCUCAAACUGUUUGAUGAAGUCGUUACACAGACUGGCCGUGUGCUUGACAGCGAGUCACAUGAACGGACAAUAUGCGUUGCUUUAGAGGCUCUGAACAGUUGGAUUCAAAGCCUGGACACUCCAUUACCCGAGAAAAUCCUGCAGAUAUAUAAGAAAGGUCUGUCAGCCAAGAGCACGACGCAGACAGUUCGCAUAGCGUACACCUCGUUAAUAUCGCGAGCUCUGCGCCGCGGGCCCGCGCACCGCCAGGCGCUGUGGGGCCCGCUGCUGGCCGCAGCCGACAAAGCCGCGCAGCAACCGUUGCAGCACUUGAUAGUGAGCGAGGGUAUAUGCGCGAUGGCGGCGCUGGCGCAACUGGACACAGAACAAGAACUGCCCACUUGUGGGACUGCGUGGACGGCGCUCACUCACCAUCAAAAGCAUGUGCUGCUUCACGACAGAGUGCUCGCCGCGGCACCCGAUGACGUCCUAACACAGGUCGGGUUGUUAUGCAGAACCGUUUUGGAAAAGUACGAGAGUGUUGCCACUGACAAAAAUUCACCCGUGUUGAAGGCAUUUAUACUAGUUCUUCUGUCUCCUGCGAAGUCGGUCCGGACUGCUGGCAUAGAGGAAGUGAAAGCGUUACUUGCCAGAGAAGAUCGAGCCAUAUUAGCGAGAAACUUAGUGCAAAAGUUGAAUGAAGUGUUGGAGGAAGGAAGGAUAUUCACUGUGAAAGAGAAGACCCCUCCUGAAGACAAAGUGGAUGUAACGGGAAAGAUGAUUUUGGAUUGCGUUCAAGCUCUCUGCUCCUUUAAAGGUUACAAAGUGGAGGACGCUGAGAGAUUAGCCUUGGAGGCCCUACCAUCUACCCACAAUCCCUUAGUAGAGGCCAUGAACAACAAUUCCUGGAUGAAGUUGGUCGCCUACCUAGGCCUGGAUGCUGGCCGCCUCGUGAACAGAUAUCUCACCCAGCUAAAACAGCUGUACAUCACCGACUUCACUUCCACUGAGACGGCGCGCCUCGUGGUGGCGACGCUGGUGCGCUGCGGGCCGGCGGGCGCGGGCGGCGCGGCCGUGCGCGCGGCGCUGGGCGCGCUGCAGCGCCCCGACCUGCUGCACGUGUCGCGCGACGACUACUUCGUGUUCCUCACGCCGCCCGGACUCCUGUACGACAAGAGCGUGGUGCCCGGCAUCGAGGAGAACAAGGAGAUGAAUUUGAAGCGCGAGAGCAAGGCGUACAGCUACAAGGAGCAGCUGGAAGAGUUGCAGCUCCGGCGCGAGAUCGACGAGAAGCGACGGAAGGAGGGCAAGAUUAAAGAGGUGCCGCUGUCAGCUAAACAGAAGGAAGCCAUGAAAACACAACUGGCUAAAGAAAACGCUAUUCGAGAAAGGUUGGCUGAGCUGUACAGCGGUGUAGAGAAAGCCGUGCAGCUGCUGGAAGCCACCAGUAACGGCUCCGCACUCGCGCUGGGCGUGAGCGCGCGCCGCAUCGUGCACACCUUGCUGACCGCGCUGCGGUCGCCGCUGGCCGCGCCGCGCGUCGCGCCCGCGUUCAUGCGGCUGCGGUUGGCGCUCAUGCCGCACCACCCGCUACUGGCCGACCACGUGGCGAGGACGACGCUCCGGUUGUCCAAGCCGCAAUGUGACCUGGAAUCCAGCUGGGAGGAGGAAGACCUCACAAAGGCGACCAUUCGCACCAUCAACUUGGUGUACGCCGAGACCGCCGCCGUCGGCAAGGACGCCGGUGACAACCCGCACAGGGUGAGCCAUCUCACUGCGCCAGGGUUCUGCUACGUGUUCCCAUUGCUCAAACAAGGAUUAACGAGCAGCACGGCGCGCGGCAACGAGGCGAUGAUGGUGAACGGGCUGGCCGUCAUAUCGCAGCACGCGGCGCUGCGCGGACAAACGCAGGACUUGUUCGCGCCCGACCAGCUGCACCCACAGCUGUUCCCCAUUGACCAGAUGUUCCGCCUGCUAAUCGAUCUCAUCGGCAGCAGCAGCGGGCGCGUGGCGGCGGCGUGCACCGUGGCGCUGCUGGAGACGGCGCGCGGGGCGGCGCGCGCGGAGCUGGCGCACGAUGACGUGCUGUGCCUGCUGGACGGCUUACAGAGCCCGCUCGAGGUCGUGCGAGACGCAGCGCUGCGUGCGCUACUGUGCGUAGUGGAUCGCAUUCCGCCUUUCCUCGAGGAGCCCGAGUACGCGCUCAAUCUCACCAUGCGCUUGUACGUCGCCACAUUCGACGUGUCCGAGGACAACAAGCGGCUGGCGGCGGAGCUGUGGGCGCGGCUCCCGCGCGCGGAGGAGUGGCUGAGCGCGCGCGCCGAGCCCGUGCGCGCGCUGCUGCUGCAGCAGGUGCAGCACCCGGCCGACGAGCUGCAGCGCGCGGCGGGCGCGGCGCUGGCGGCCGCCGUGGCGCGCGCGCCCGCCGUCGCCGCCGCCGCCGCCGCGCUGCAGCGCCUGCACCGCAUCUACGACGACAAGCUGCCGAUGAUCCCGGCGGUGCUGGACCAGUUCGGGCACCAGCAGGCGGCGGCCGUGGACGCGUGGGGCGCGCGGCGCGGCGUGGCGCGCGCGCUGCUGGCGCUGGCCCCGCAGCUGGCGGCGGACGCGGUGCCGAGCGCCAUGGCCUUCUUCGUGCAGCGCGCGCUGGCCGACCGCGCCGACCCCGUGCGCGACGCCAUGCUGGCCGCCGCCAUGGCGCUCGUCGACCUGCACGGCAAGGAAACGCUGAGCAGCCAGCUGCCAGUGUUCGAGCAGUUUCUGGACACGGCGCCGAAGUCUGGCGGCUACGACGCGGUGCGCCAGUGCGUCGUGCUGCUGGUGGGGUCGCUGGCGCGGCACCUGGCGCCCAACGACGCCCGCGUGCGCCCCAUAACGCUGCGCCUCAUAGCCGCCCUGUCCACGCCCAGCCAGCAGGUGCAAGAAGCAGUAAGCAACUGCCUGCCACACUUGGUAACGUCGCCCGCACUGGAAAAAGAAAUCCCUACCAUCGUCAACAAGCUACUCAAACAACUGCUCACUGCUGAGAAAUAUGGCGACAGGAAGGGUGCCGCGUACGGUAUCGCUGGCAUUAUCAAGGGGCUCGGCAUCCUAUCACUGAAACAGCUUGAUGUGAUGGGGAAGCUAACCGAAGCUAUACAAGAGAAGAAGAAUUUCAAAUACAGGGAAGGAGCACUGUUCGGCUUCGAGAUGCUCUGUUGCAAGCUCGGUCGUCUCUUCGAGCCGUACAUAGUCCACGUGCUGCCACAUCUACUGCUGUGCUUCGGCGACAGUUCGCAGUACGUGCGAGCAGCGGCCGACGACACGGCCAAGCUUAUAAUGAGUCGCCUCUCUGCGCACGGUGUCAAGCUAGUGUUGCCAUCAUUGCUUCAAGCGCUCCAAGAUGACAACUGGCGGACUAAGGCGGGCUCGAUCGAGUUACUCGGCGCCAUGGCUUACUGCGCUCCGAAACAACUGUCUUCGUGUCUCCCGUCCAUCGUGCCCAAAUUAAUCGAGGUGUUGAGCGAUUCGCACAUGCGCGUGCAAGAGGCCGGUGCAGAGGCGCUCAAGGUCAUCGGCUCCGUCAUACGAAACCCAGAAAUUCAAGCCAUUGUACCUGUUCUUCUUCACGCUCUGCAAGACCCGUCCAACAAGACAUCACUCUGCCUCCAAACCCUACUCGACACCAAAUUCGUGCACUUCAUCGACGCUCCGUCUCUGGCUCUCAUCAUGCCAGUAGUGGAGCGAGCCUUCCUCGACCGCAGCACGGAAACGCGCAAGAUGGCCGCUCAGAUCAUUGGGAACAUGUACUCGCUCACUGACCAAAAGGAUCUCAUGCCAUAUCUGCCGAGCAUCAUCCCUGGACUUAAGAGCUCGUUGCUCGAUCCAGUGCCUGAGGUGCGCUCGGUGUCGGCCCGCGCCUUGGGAGCCAUGGUCCGCGGCAUGGGUGAAGGCAGCUUCGAGGAGCUCCUGCCGUGGCUGAUGCACACGCUGACCUCCGAGUCCUCGUCCGUGGAUCGCUCGGGCGCCGCGCAAGGCCUCUCGGAAGUCGUGGCAGGCCUCGGCUCGCACAAACUGCACAAGAUCAUGCCAGAUAUAAUAGCGACAGCGGAGCGCACCGACAUCGCCCCUCACGUCAAAGACGGCUACAUUAUGAUGUUCAUCUACAUGCCCGGCGCCUUCACCGACGAGUUUCUGCCGUACAUCGGCCAGAUCAUCAACCCGAUCCUCAAAGCACUCGCUGACGAGAAUGAGUACGUACGCGAAACUGCGUUAAAAGCUGGUCAGAGAAUAGUAAACCUUUACGCGGAGUCCGCAAUACAACUGCUACUGCCGGAACUAGAAAAUGGACUUUUCGACGACAACUGGCGUAUUCGAUACAGCUCUGUGCAGUUGCUCGGAGAUUUACUCUAUAGAAUAUCUGGAGUUUCCGGAAAAAUGAGUACGGAAACAGCGUCGGAAGACGAUAACUUUGGUACAGAACACUCGCACAAGGCGAUCAUGAAUGCGUUGGGUCCGGAAAGGAGGAAUCGGGUGCUCGCCGGGCUAUACAUGGGAAGGAGUGAUGUCGCGUUAAUGGUGCGACAGGCGGCGUUGCACGUUUGGAAGGUGGUUGUGACGAACACACCAAAAACUCUUCGUGAAAUUCUCCCGACGCUAUUCAACUUGUUAUUAGGUUGCUUGGCUUCCACCAGCUACGAUAAACGACAGGUUGCAGCCAGGACGCUCGGCGACUUGGUUAGGAAGCUAGGAGAGCGCGUGCUGCCCGACAUUGUGCCCAUCCUGGAGCGCGGGCUGCGCUCGGAGCGCGCCGACCAGCGGCAGGGCGUGUGCAUCGGGCUCGGGGAGAUCCUCGCCUCCACCUCGCGGGACGCUGUACUCGGCUUCGCGGAUGGCCUGGUGCCCACUGUUCGCACGGCUUUGUGCGACGAGUUGCCCGAGGUGCGCAUGGCGGCCGCGCGCGCGUUUGACUCGCUGCACGCCACCAUCGGCAACAAGGCCCUCGAUGAUAUCCUACCGCCCAUGCUGGAUGGGUUGCGCAACCCCGACCCCGCCGUGGCCGAUGCCACGCUGGACGGACUCAAACAGGUGAUGGCCAUCAAGUCCCGCGCGGUGCUGCCGUACCUCGUGCCGGUGCUGACGGGCAGCGGCGGCGGCGGCGCGGACACGCGCGCGCUGUCGGCGCUGGCGGCGGCGGCCGGCAACGCGCUGGUGCGCCACCUGCCGCGCGUGCUGCCCGCGCUGCUCAGCGCGCUGGUGGCGGCGCGCGGCUCGCCGGCCGAGGCCCGCGAGCUGGACUACUGCCGCGACGCGCUGCUGCCCGUGCUCGACGACGCGGGCGUCCGCUGCAUAAUCGACACGCUGAUGGACUGCGUGCGCACGGGCGGCGGCGAGGCGGGCGUGGCGGACAAGCGGCGCGCGGCGGCCGCGCUGCUGUGCGCGUUCGUGACGCACACGCGCGCCGACCUCAUCCCGCACGUGCCGGCGCUGCUGCGCGGCUUGCUGCUGCUGUUCGCCGAGAGCGAGCGGGAGGUGCUGCUGAUGGCGUGGGAGGCGCUGUCGGCGCUCACCAGGAUGCUGGAGGCGGAGAAGCAGCUGGGAUACGUGUCGGAAGUGAGGCAGGCGGUGCGGUACGCGGCUGCAGAUCUCAAGGGCGAACCGUUGCCAGGAUUUUGCUUACCUAAGGGCAUCGCACCAAUUCUGCCAUUGUUCCGAGAAGCUAUUCUCAACGGUCUACCGGAAGAGAAAGAGAACGCAGCGCUCAUGUUGGGCGAAAUUAUCAAACUGACGACCGCGGCCGCCAUACAACCGUCCGUGGUUCACAUCACCGGGCCACUGAUCAGAAUCCUCGGAGACAGGUUUAACUCGAGCGUCAAAGCUGCAGUUUUGGAGACACUGGCUUUACUCCUGUCAAAGGUUGGAGUGAUGCUCAAACAGUUCCUGCCGCAACUCCAGACCACAUUCGUCAAAGGCCUCAGCGAUGCCAACCGCCCCGUCCGCAUCAAAGCUGGCCUCGCGCUCUCACAACUCGUCCUCAUCCACACGCGUGCUGACCCCCUGUUCCUUGAAGUUCACAAUGGAGUCAAAAAUGCAGAUGACUUGAGUGUCAAAGAAACAAUGCUGCAAGCAUUGCGAAGUGUAAUAACAAAUGGAGGAGACAAGAUGUCAGAACAGCUCGCCCUCACAGUCCUAGCCAUGUUAACGUGCCCAGCCUUGCUCGCGCACCCGGAAGAUCCGCCUCGGAGCGGAGCCGGCGGGUGCCUCGGGGCUCUACUACACUGUCUGCCGACGGCGCACAGAGACGCAGCGCUACUGCACCAUGUACUGGCAGCGGGGAACCCCACGUCACAGUCCACACAAGCAAACGAAGACUGGUUACUGACCCAUGGACGCUCGUGCGCUCUAUUCGUUGCGUUAAAAGAAACCCCGGAUCAAAUAUACCAGGAUCAUUUCGAAGAGAAAAUUGAUAAAGCCUUGUUAGGAUACUUGAGCAGUGAUAAAAUACCUAUCGUUUGUAAUGGUAUUCGGGGAAUAGGAUACCUGAUAUGCCAUUUACUAAAAAAAGACAAACCCGUUCCUCCAAAUAUACUAUCACAAUUCGUUAGGAGCAUGAACCACAGCAACAACGACGUGAAACAGCUGAUGGCGCGCGCGAGCACGCUGGCGGCGCGCGGCGGCGCGCUGGGCGCGGACGGCGCGGGCGCCGACGUGCUGCGCGCGCUGCUGCCCGCGCUGGUCAACGGCACCAAGGAGAAGAACACGUACGUGCGCGCCAGCUCGGAGAACGCACUGCGCGCCGUGCUGCGCCUGCCGCAGGACGACGCCUUCUACCAGCAAUGCAUGGGGCUUCUGGAGGCCGGCGGGCGCGAGGCGCUUGGCGACGUGGUGACGCGGGUGCUGCGGCGCGCCGUGGCCGAUGGGCGCGAGGAAGACCUUGACUGUACGCUCGUUACCUGAGCGCCGCGUGCCAAUACACCUUUAUAAAUAUUAUAA